Messenger RNA from Xenopus laevis (African clawed frog), 5738 nucleotides. RefSeq names its product proline rich 14-like L homeolog (gene prr14l.L). Lineage: Eukaryota; Metazoa; Chordata; Amphibia; Anura; Pipidae. The coding region runs from base 254 to 4702 and encodes 1482 amino acids. The record is from RefSeq and is a predicted model, not a curated record. The transcript is spliced from 9 exons.
GCUGAAGGUGCAAGAGGUGGGAGGGGAAUUGGAGUUAAAUUGAAGGCUUGCUGACGGGAUAGUGGGAAGUGUGAUAAUCUAUGGAGGUAGUACGCCAGUAAGGCAACUGUGGGGGGAAAGAUGCGAGAGGCGCGGUAAAGAAGAAGCAAAGGCAAAAGCAGCCUUAUACUGACACUGAUCUAAAGAAGAAGAAGGAAAGCUGAGAGGAGCCGUAGAGUAACUAGAAUGCCGGGAAGCGGGGUUUGCUGUCAUAAUGCUGGGUCUUAGAAAUGCAGAGCUGUGUUCUCUGGACUCACCUCUGACCAAAGCUGCGUCACACCCGUACCCUGUACUGCAGAUCUUCAGUGAGCUGGAAAAUGGUCAAGACCCAAGACAAAACUUGUAUUAUCUGGAUGUACAGCUUCCAACAAUAGCCCUGGAAAUAGGGGAUAAGAAAGAAAAUCUGGUAUUGGGAAGAAAUAUCAAGAGCACGGAUACUGGGUGCCAUUUGGGACUUGUCUUUGAUACCUUAAACAAGGAUACAAAGGAAAUCUCUGACCUUGUCAUGUUAGAUGGAAUGGAAAAAGGGGCCUCUGUCGAGGUGACACAGUCUUCUGAGAAUGUGCUGCUUGAAGAAUCUGUGGACUCCUCAGAGUUGCGGAUGGAAGAAGAUGUUCAGAAUAUCUCUCCUAAUCACGACCUAACCAGCCUACUGCAUAGAAUAGGUGUUCGAGAGAUGACCGAACCGGCACCUCAGCUGAGCAGGAAUGAUUUAAGCAAGAUAUCUGAGCAAAUCAUACAUACUAAUAAUAUCGCUACUGAUAAAAACAAAGACUUGCCACCCUUAGAAAGAGAUCAAACCUUACAUUUUACUAUAAAGAGCAUAGAGGAAUCUCCUGACAUUCAUCUCCAAAGCUCCAAUGAUGAGGCAGUGGCUGACUCGGAGAAUGACUUGAGGUUAUAUGUAAGUGAAAGUGCACAAUCAUUGAACUCACUUGACUUAUCCUAUAUGCCUUGCACUGGCACACAAUUACCAGUCAACGUUUGUGAAGUCUAUGAGGAUUGUUUAAACAGAGACCUAACCUCAGAUGAACUGACAGAAUAUACCAAUAGGCAUAAUCCAAAGAACCAAAUCAGUCCACACCCAAGUGACCAUGAUAAAGAUGACUAUGAAUGCACAAUGUACUGCAUGCAACAAAAAAAUGUGUCUGAAUUUAAAGAAACACACUUGAAAUCAAUAUUAUUGAAACAAGUGCCUUGUCAGACAGCAAACAGUAACAAGGCUUUUGUACAAAACCACUUUCCAUCUACUCCAGCUAAUGAUGAUCCUGAAUCUGCUCAAGUGAAUGCUCUUGUCCCUUAUAAAAACUUAUUUUUGGAAUAUGCAAAUGUGCCUUCUGAACAAUGCAAAACCGGAUCUCAAGAUCAAGCAUUAAAUAGAGAGAUUAUUCUGAAUGAAAUGAAAAGAACUGGUCUUUUAAACAAAAAGGCAUCAUUUGUUGCAGCGGGAGAAAAGUGUCGGCAAAUAUUUGAAGAUGUUUUUGCGCUAAAAGCUUAUGACACAUCACAGAGAGUGGUAGGGAAUGUUAAUGUGAAUCCAGAGAACAGUAUAAAAAAUGCAGAUUGUGGUCAGGGGCUUACAAUGCACCCUUCUAUUCAUCUACACUUAAAUGAAUGUCCUGUGGCUGGUUUUGAUAAACCACCAAAUUUUGUUUGGAAGAGUUCUAAUAUACCACUUCAAAUCCAUUUUCUUGAUGUGCUAACUACUGGAAAAAGAAUUUAUUUGGCAGGGAGAUCUGAACAUGUUGCUUUUUCGCUGGAUAAAAGUAGACUUGCAUUAUCAAAACACCAGGAUGCCCUCUCCAUUCCUAAAGAGAGUCAACUGCACAAUACAUCAGUGGGGACAGUAGUUUGCAGGACCAGAAGUGACCGGCAUUGCAUGGAACAAAGCAAAAGAUCUUCUAUUCAUGGUGGCGGGGCUCUGAUUUCAGUGCCCUUAAAUAAACCCUUGAGUGCAAAUAUCCUGAAUAAUGAAGCUAUUUCAGACUGCUCAUUUAUUAAUUUAAUGCCAGACUGUGCCAUACCACAACAUGGCAGUGAUAUUAAGAACCACAUUUACAAUAAAGUUGCGGAGGCUGGUUCAGAGUCUAAUGCUAGCUCAGUUUCUAACUGUUCUGGUUUCUUAUUCUCUGAGAAUACAGGCGAGAUGUGCAAAGUUGUGGCUUCUGUGCAACUCAUGUCUGCUAAAAUCGAUUCUACUACUUUUGGAACAGAAUACUCUCUGCAAGACCAUAUUUCCCCAAAGCUUUCAGUGGAAAAUGAACUGUCUGUUCUACCUGUACCAACCAUCCACCACGCCACAAGAAAAAGGAAAGGAUCUACUAUUAUUAGUUGGAUAGAAGGUAAAAGACAAUAUAAUUGUAAAAGGGAUGUUAAAAACCACCAAAAUUUGCAAGAACUUAAUUUUCAUCCCAAAAAGCCAUCUCUGCUUAAACGAAUAUCUAAAAGUAAAUUAAAGGAGACUAAUCUUAACCACUGUUUAGGGUUUGACAUGGAAGCAGCUAAAGGAUAUACUGAUAUUGAUAUUGGAACAGAAUACCAGAGCCUUGUUAGCUCUGCACCUCAGAAAAUAACAAAGUUGAUAACUGUACAAAAUGUCCAGUCACCUCAAAGCACAUUGUCACGGCAAUCUAGAUGCAGUACCGUUUAUGACUGGCUAAAACAAAAUGAAAUCUCUCAGAAACAUCAUACUCCUCUGCUGAAAACUGCUUGUAAUGUUGAUGUUGCUAGUGCCUUUAGUAACAGUUCCUUCUUUGCCAAAAGCAUUUUUGUUGAAAAACAAACCAAAGGAAACUGUACCCUUCCCCUUGCAAAGGCAAAUCUGACAAUGACCCACCGACCAUCCAAGCAUGCAGCUGCAACACUUAAAUCAUUUAGUACAUCUGUGACACAGGAUAAAUACAAUCCCCUUUUUUGCAACCAUAUGAAACAAAUGCUUUUGCCUUCCAAAACAAAAAUGGGAAUAAAGCAACGCAAGCUGGCACCAAGAGGAGUGGUUACCCCUUACAGGAAACCUUCAAUCUUCCACAAGUGCAGCAAAGAUCAAGCUUUAUUGCACCAGUUGUCUUCUAUUGCCAGCAGGCUUAUAUCUCCACAUAAGAGUCACCGGGAGCUGAAAUCUUUAUCUCACAUGAUAGAUGGGACCCACUUUGUAGAUGUGCAACUACAAGCCAGGAAACUGCUGAGGGCAUUUUCUUGUGUUAGUAUGAGACUGACCUCCACCUCAAAAGAAUCCUCAAAAGCAGUGAUCUUUACAGCUGCUAGGGAUCGUCUGAUCUCCCAGCAUAUGAAUGUUCAUCCUGCCUCUUCUCACGCUGGUAUCUUUCAUUCCAGUGAUUCAAGGUUUUCUUUGGACCCCAGUUAUCCUCCAACAUUCCCAGUUUCCUUCCACAUGAAGAUUGAUUCAAAGCACUUACCAGACUUUUUAGGGUUCGCAUCUCCAUUUCCUAUGAUUAAAAGGCAAGCUUCAACAACCCACUUAUCACAGGUUUCUGAAUGGACACUCUCUCUUUUCCUUUCUUCACAUACCCCUGCUUCAGAAAAUGUACAACUCCUCACACAGUGGAGCCCACAGUUCAAAGCCUUAGAACCAACUAAUACAGAUUUAAGUCUUGGAAUUCCCCAGUUAAGAUCAGGGGAUGGCUGUUCCAUGCAUGGUCUUUAUACUGUUUUAGCUCUUUCAUCACCUGGAUGCUAUAGGUUGUGGACCAGGCGUAGGAACCUAGGAAGCAGAAUCCCCACCGUCCAGAGACUUACUGUUGCUCAGUUUGCACAGGGCCUAAAGGGAGCAUGGCCUUUUUAUUCACAAGGACUCUUUUCUUGUAUGCCCUAUUCCCUUGGCCGUAUUCUGUCCACUUGGAGUCAGCAUGGCCCAACAAAUUCCUCAUCCUAUAGUGUCAAUCACAAUGCCAACUGUUGUUCUUGGCAGAAAAGUCUGGAUAUUAAAUACAGGAAUCCAGAAUUGGUUUCUGCUGUCCCACUCCUAUUUAAAACAAUACCAGACUUGGACACUCACAGUCUUAAAGACAAUCCUGACAUUGCUGUGCUGCCAAAGACUUCUCUGCAUCAGAAAGAACCGUCGCCUCCUUUUGAGUGUUCACCUCCCAAAGCCCAGGUAUAUCCACUGGAGCAGCAAGAGGCUUUACAAAAUACGUGUAUCCAGCCUAACCAGAAGAAUCAGAAGCAAGAUUUAGAAAGAAAGCCUCAAAGAGUUUCACAAAUUCGAAUACGCAAGACCGUGCCAAAGCCAGAUCCCAACCUAACGCCAAUGGGUCUUCCCAAGGCCAAAAGAAUAAAGAAAAAGGAAUUCAGUUUGGAAGAUAUAUACACAAACAAAAACUACAAAUCUCCACCACCAGAUCGAAAACUGGAAACCAUAUUUGAGGAGCCAAAAGAAAGAAAUGGCAUUUUGGAGUGUAUAUCCCAUCAGAAAAGGAAGCGCGUUUUGGAGUUUCGGGAUUGCACAGUCCCCAGAGUAAAACGUCCAAGGGUCAAAGUAAAAGUCAUGGUGGGUUACAAGAGGGGCCGCAAAGCUGCCAUUGAAGGGGAACAGCUGGAUGCACUUCUUAAAAAGAAACUCAAUGAGUUGGAUCAUUUUAUAAUAGAGCAGGAGGCCAUGGAAAGAAAAUCUGAGGCUGCUGCAAUAUUCUGUUUUGGACACUAACAAGUUUCAGAAGCUUAGAAAUAUAAAUUAGGCCAGUUCUUCCCAGUCAUGAAAUUUUAUUUGUAGAUUCCAUUUGAAAGAAGAGAAUGCUUAUGUGUGUUUGCAUUUCAUAUAACAAGUAGGUCUCCAAGCUGUUGUGGAUGUGUGACUGUUUGUGUGCCCUUGAUGUUGUUGAGGAUACAAUGAUGUGUUGCAGUGAGUCUGCACUUUUACCAUGGGACACUCCCAGCCACUGGUUUCCUAUUUUCUGAUUUACUGGAUGCCGAUUUGGAUAUUUUACAGUAUCUUGUAAUGUGUUCAUCCAAAGAGCUGCACUUGUGCACAGUUGUGAAGAAGAGCAUCAUUGCACUUGUUUAAAUUGUCUUUACCAUAUUUAUAUUUUAAAUUGUCUUAAUGCUUUUAAAGCUAAUCGGAGCAGAAGGUGGAUUUGAAUCUUCACAAUGAAUGUAAAUAAGCUAAUGUAGAGUGUGUGAGAGACUAUAUGGAGCAUGUUCCCACAGCCUGACGAGACUAAAACUGACUUAAUAGCUACAUGGGCAGCAGAAUGAGCUGAGGAUGAUGGGAUUUGUGGUUUGAAAUGUGGAGAUGGCUAAUUUUGAGAAAACUUGUCAGGCAGAUUAUUACUAAUCACACUGCUGCGUGCUGCUUUUUAUUUGUUUUUGUCGUGGAAAUUUGGAAAAGGGACACUGCUAAAUAAGCAAUUACACAUCUGCCACAAAUCUGUUUUUAAUUUCGCUCUAAAUUUUGUUUAGGAAUUAAAUAUUAACAGUUUCCCGUCCAUCAGAAUUCUCUCUUCUGUGUUAGUUUUUUUUUUUUUUUUAUUAUUUAGGGCUGUGCACUCCUUGGCUUGUGUCCAGCACCAGCUUACUGUGCAUGUAUGCUAGAGAGAUGAGGCGUGUUCUCUCCUGAGUGUAUUCUUUCUGUGAAUUUGAGAUGUUUGUUGAGUUUUUAAUUUAUACACUUAUAAUAAAUGUCUGUUGCUCUUUCAUGAUUUAAUUUAGAUGUGAUAAUUUAUAUAAAGAUUUGAUAAAGCACA